AUGCUCGGCUUACGCCCUCGACCGACGCUCAAGGCCCGGCUCAGCCUGGUGGAUCUGAUUCGACGAGGCAACUUGGACGGAUCAGGUGGUCCAAGCAGUCCUGGCAGUCCUGGCAGCCCUGGCAGCAGACCGGACACACCUCAAGCUGCGUCACCUGGCGGCGCAGUUACAGCCGCCAUCACUAGGGCGAAAGCCACAGCACUCCACCUGCAGCUGCAACUGCUCGAGGAGACAGCUGUUGAAGCUUCCAACCAACCAUUGCCCGCCAGUCCUGCGCCAUCACCAGCUUCAACAUCGCUUGCCUCGCCUCAGCCUAUCCUGUCCGCCGCAUCACCUCCAGCUUCACCUGGCCCUCCGACCCCUUCUAUAUCCAUCUCCGAAGCUGCAGGGCCGCCUACCGGUACUCCUCCUACACAACCGCCCAAGAUGGCUCCGUCAGCGAAAGCUACCAAUGGCGAUAAGGAUGAGCUCAACAGCGGCAAGAUCUUCUCCGUCUCCGGACCUGUCAUCAUCGCCGAGGAAAUGACUGGUGUUGCCAUGUACGAACUUGUACGAGUCGGUCACGAUAACCUGGUCGGGGAAGUCAUUCGAAUCAGUGGCGACCAAGCCACCAUCCAGGUUUACGAGGAAACUGCCGGUGUCACUGUCGGCGACCCUGUCCAGCGUACCGGCAAGCCCCUCUCCGUCGAGCUUGGUCCCGGUCUACUACACAACAUCUACGAUGGAAUCCAACGGCCGCUCGAGAAGAUCGCGCAACAAUCCCAGAGCAUCUAUAUCCCCCGUGGUGUUGCCGCCCCCGCCCUCGACCGAGAGAAGAAGUGGGAGUUUACGCCUACGUUGAAGGUUGGCGACCACAUCUCCGGUGGUGACGUAUGGGGAACCGUUUUCGAGAACUCCUUUAUCAAGGUCCACAAGGUUAUGCUGCCUCCCCGCGCGAGAGGUACCAUCACAAAGAUCGCCGGAAAGGGCGAGUACACUGUCGAUGAGAAGAUCCUUGAGAUCGAGUUCAAUGGAAACAAGACCGAGCACGGCAUGAUGCACACAUGGCCUGUUCGUGUCCCGCGACCUACAACCGAGAAGCUCUCUGCCGACAGCCCCUUCAUUGUCGGCCAAAGAGUCCUGGACGCUCUCUUCCCCAGUGUUCAAGGUGGCACUGUGGCUAUUCCUGGUGCUUUCGGUUGUGGCAAGACUGUCAUUUCGCAGUCCGUCUCCAAGUUCUCCAACAGCGAUGUCAUCGUCUACGUAGGGUGUGGAGAGCGAGGUAACGAGAUGGCUGAAGUCUUGAAGGAUUUCCCCGAGCUGUCGAUUGAGGUCGAGGGCCGCAGAGAACCUAUCAUGAAACGAACAACUCUCAUCGCCAACACUUCCAACAUGCCCGUCGCUGCCCGAGAAGCGUCCAUCUACACUGGUAUUACUGUCGCCGAGUAUUUCCGUGACCAGGGAAUGAACGUUGCCAUGAUGGCUGACUCGUCGUCGCGAUGGGCUGAGGCUCUUCGUGAAAUUUCCGGUCGUCUCGGUGAAAUGCCUGCGGAUCAAGGUUUCCCUGCUUACUUGAGUGCCAAGCUUGCCAGUUUCUACGAACGUGCCGGAAAGACCAACUGUCUGGGUUCUCCCGAGCGUUUUGGCAGUGUCAGCAUUGUCGGUGCCGUCAGUCCGCCCGGUGGUGAUUUCUCAGACCCUGUCACCAGUUCGACGUUGGGUAUCGUGCAAGUGUUCUGGGGUCUCGACAAGAAGCUUGCCCAACGGAAACAUUUCCCUUCCAUCAACACCUCCGUAUCUUACACUAAAUACGGUACCACACUGGAUAAGUGGUACGAGAAGGACUACCCAGACUUCCCCCGGCUGCGUGAUCACAUCAAGCAGCUCCUUUCCGACUCGGAAGAGCUGGACCAGGUCGUGCAGCUGGUCGGAAAGUCUGCCUUGUCCGACCCUGACAAGAUCACUCUUGAUAUUGCUACGCUACUGAAGGAAGACUUCCUGCAGCAGAACGGUUACUCGGAUUACGACCAGUUCUGCCCUCUCUGGAAGACUGAGUGGAUGAUGAAGCUGAUUAUGGGCUUCCAUGAUGAGGCACAAAAGACUGUCGCACAGGGUCAGAACUGGAACAAGGUCCGCGAGGCGACGGGCGAUAUACAGGCACAGCUCCGAAGUCUGAAGUUUGAGGACCCGGCUGAUGGUCAGGAGGCAGUCUGCAAGAAGUACGAGGAAGUUCAGCAGACGAUGAUGGACAAGUUUGCUUCUGUUAUGGAUGAAUAA
This is a messenger RNA of Anthostomella pinea, 2256 nucleotides long. NCBI's taxonomy places the organism in Eukaryota, Fungi, Ascomycota, Sordariomycetes, Xylariales, Xylariaceae. The record is from the annotation of a GenBank genome assembly.